Molecule: messenger RNA, 3936 nt
Organism: Anguilla rostrata (American eel)
Lineage: Eukaryota; Metazoa; Chordata; Actinopteri; Anguilliformes; Anguillidae
Product: XK-related protein 7-like
Exons: 3
Coding region: 480-2186 (568 amino acids)
Biological process (GO): engulfment of apoptotic cell; apoptotic process involved in development; phosphatidylserine exposure on apoptotic cell surface
Cellular component (GO): plasma membrane
Source: RefSeq, a predicted model, not a curated record
ACAGAGGCAGUGUUACAAAAAAAAUGCGCUAACGAGGAAAAUAAAGACAUUCGUCAUCCGACUGUAGGCUGUAUAUUAGGUCACAGCCUACCAGAACAGGAAUCCUUAGUGUUCUUUACGGGACCCAGGGACAGGGCUGUGCGUCACGAAGGCAGAUCUCGUUGCUCCAUCAACGAAUGAGAACGAAAAACUGUCUUUCGCUUAGGUAAUAGCUCUAUAGGGACGUUUCCAUUCCGUUUGUCCUUAUGUAAAUGAUGGUCGCAUUUACGUUUUCAAUAGGCAAGCCCUUUCAUUUUAAAUGGAUCCAGAUUUGAAACUUGUUUUGAUUGUAGAAUAAGCUAAGAAAUAGAAAAAAGUUGUCCAUCCCACCGUACUCUCUCUCUCUCCCCCCCUCUCUCUAACACACACACACAUACACACACACACCCAACACCACCCCCUUCUAUCUCGCACUCCCUGUCCACUCUCUUACAACAAACAUGGCCGCUAAAUCUGAUGGAGCAGCCGUGUCUUUGCAGAAUGAGAUCCCAGCUCCGAGCCUGCCUAGUCCCGAACAACAACGGCUACAGUAUCGUCAUGUCGUGAGGCAUUACUCGCUCCUGGACUGUUGCUGGGUGUUUUGCGCCCUACUGGUAUUUUUCUCGGACGGGGCAACGGACCUGUGGCUGGCUGCGGACUACUACCUGAGACGGGAGUACUGGUGGUUCGCCUUGACGCUGGUUUUCGUGGUCGUCCCAUCUGUGGUGGUGCAAGUUUUGAGUUUCAGGUGGUUCAUGUACGACUAUUCGGAUAUGAAUGGCAGCGGAAGCGGAGCCGCAGCGGUGAGUUCGGCCGCGGCCGCUGCAGCAGCGUCCACAGGAGACGGUAAUUUCAGCACCAAGGCCAGUGGACAGCGGGGCGCUGGCAGCUCUGGUGGGGCUGUGGCAGCGCCCAACGCGGGCAGGAGGAGCGGCAUUCAGAGGUGCUGCAGAGCUUGCGUCUGGCUGUUUCAGAGCAUCAUUCACAUCUUGCAGCUGGGACAGGCUUGGAGGUACCUCCAUGCGCUGUACCUGGGCGUGCAGAGCCGCUGGAGGGGGGAGCACGAACGACAGCACUACUACUGGCGCAUGAUGUUCGAGAGCGCUGACAUCAGCAUGCUGCGGCUACUGGAGACCUUCCUCAAGAGCGCCCCCCAGCUGGUGCUGCAGCUCAGCAUCAUGAUCCACAGCAACGAGGUCCAGCCCCUGCAGGGCCUCUCUGCCUCUGCCUCUCUGGUGUCUCUGGCCUGGAUGGUAGCAUCAUAUCAGAAGGUAUUGCGGGACUCUCGUGAUGAUAAGCUGCCCAUGUCCUACAAGGCGGUGAUGGUCCAGAUCCUGUGGCACCUGUUCACCAUCGGGGCGCGCACCAUCGCCUUUGCGCUCUUUGCCUCUGUGUUUCAGCUGUACUUUGGCAUCUUCAUCGUCACCCACUGGUGCAUCAUGACCUUCUGGAUCAUCCAGGGAGAGACGGACUUCUGCAUGUCCAAGUGGGAGGAGAUCAUCUACAACAUGAUGGUGGGCAUCAUCUACAUCUUCUGCUGGUUCAACGUGAAGGAGGGCGGGGCGCGCUGCCGUCUGCUAGCAUACUGCCUGGUGACGCUCGUGGAGAACGUGGUGCUCACCGCCCUCUGGUUCCUCCACCGCGGCGCCCACACCUCUGACUUUUGCGCCCUGGUGGUGGUGUGCGUGGUGCUAUGCAGCUACGCCUUCGGCACCUUUUUCAUGUUCAUCUACUACUGCCUGCUCCAUCCUGACGCUGCCAUCACUGCUGGCCAAUGGGGUUGCAUGGGGGACAGUGGGGAGACGGAACCUGGCCUUUCUCCUGUCCCCCAGCCCAGCGCAGUGACCAGCCCCCCUCGCACCCUGCAGAGGACUACGGGGUUGGAGCGGGACAGGGAGAUUGGGGACAGGGACGGCUGUCCGCCUGUGUUCCAGGUGAGACCUUGUGCCCCGCCCUGCCCGGAGCCCCACCCAGUGCGGACUGAGGGGCCGGUGAUCCGUAUAGACCUGCCUCGGAAGCGCUACCCGGCCUGGGACGCUCACUUCAUCGACCGCCGCCUGCGGAAGACCAUCCUGGCCCUGGAGGCCACUUCCCCAGUCACCCCCCGUCUGCAGUACCGCACCUUGGGGUCUCCUACGGAGGUGCUGGAGUACGAGACUACCGUCUGACCCCUCCCCUCACCAUCCUCCUUCACCCCCUCACUCUGUGUUCCUAGCAAAACUGGCUUAUACACCCUCCCCCCUCCUCUCUCUCUGUCACUGUAUCCAGACUCAGCCCAUGUCAUCCCAUGGUUCCGCUUCUGGAAGCUUUAACAGUGUGGGAGAGUAGAGGCAUGGGUAGAGGUGAGUGUAGCCAGGGUGCACCAACAGAACUGGUAGGAGUGUAUAAGUAUUACGGCCCCUUCCAUUGCACCCAUGUAACUUUAGAAUACAUUCAUCUGAUUGGUUUAGGGGCCCUUUCUGAAGUGACACCCACAGAACUGUACAAGAAAUGUUCUUAUAUGUGGUGCCACCAGUCACAGCAAGGAUCAAAGGUCAAGUGGUCAGAGUUCAGAAUGUUUAGAGCUCAGCCUACAAAGGCAGCAGGAGAUUCUGGUAGAAGGAGCUGUAAAUGGUAACAUUGUAUGGAAAAUAUUCAUAUUUUUAAUGGUGACAAUUCUCAUGAAAGUUUAAAAAAUUGCUAAAGGAAACUGAGUGCCUGGGAAUCAAGACUUAAUACUGCAGUGCCCAGCCAACUAAUGAUGCUCUCUCAGAUUGUCACCUUAACCUUGCAGCAAUUUUGUCGCGGCAUUGCACAGAUUUUACACUAAAGUUAUCUGUCAGUUGAGGUGUCAAAUUAGCAUUGAUAGAAGGGAGGAGCUGUGUGUUGAAUUGCUUCUGUAUGGUGCAAACUUUAUUACCUAUAUGGCAUAUCUGUAACUACUUAUUUACUUUUUAAAAUUAUUUUUGUACUCAGUGGCCAUGUCUUUGAUAUGAUUCUUAUGCUAUAAUAAUUAUAUACAUAUGAUUAUUUUAUUGUAUGUAUAUAUUAGACUGACAUGACAGACUUGAGUGGGUGUUUUUUAGUUUCUUUUUUGUUGGUCACAUGCUUCAUACAUCGCAUGGUGACUGAAGCAGGGUACAUAGUGAAGGGUUUAAUAAGAUAACAGGUUUCAGAGUAUCAACAUAUACUUCACACAUUCACAACCGUGCACAUUUACAGUGAGGACAUAAAAAUUGACAUAAAGACAUAAAUAUACCAGAUAAAACAUAGAAAAACACCAGACACAAACAAGGGUUUUAAUAGCGGUUUGUAUACAUGAAUUUAAAUAAUAAGUGUGUGGGUAUCCAGAGGCGGGUAUGGCAAUCUGAAUGUCACUGAAACAUUUUGCAUAGUGUUAAAUUUGAGUAUAUCUGACACAAAAACUGGGGAAAAUGUUCUCUGGCAGAGUUCACUGAACCCAUCAGCACAUGAGCAGCUUACUGUACUAGCUGGGGAAGAGCUGUUUCAGUGUUCAUGUCUGUGAAGUCGCAGAGAAAAGCUGUGAUGCUGAAUGUUUGUUAGGUGGGCAGAGUGAAGGCCUCUCGGUUUGUAUGUGGGAUCCCUUCUUCUCUCUCUUGCAGCUAAAAGUGUUUCCUCUGCCCAACUAAACCUCGCACUGCAUCAGUUUGUCUUUGAUCAACGCCUAAUAAACAGGAGUGCAGCCAACUCUCCUGUCUCUCUCCCCCUCUCUCUCUCUCUCUCUCUCUCUCUCUCUCUCUCUCUCUACCCUCUCGUUAUACCCUGUGAUGGAUAAGCAUUUAUAAUCCAAGUCUCACAAAACUUUUAUUUUUUGGUUCAUUCAGAAUUAUUAUUUUUUGUUAUUACAAGACCACAUAGAGAAAAUCUAAUGCAAUUGGACUGUCCUAGGUGAUCUGUGAUGCAUUUAAAUUUGUUAGA